This is a messenger RNA of Colletotrichum spaethianum, 981 nucleotides long. Its product is annotated as zinc-regulated transporter 1. The coding region runs from base 1 to 981 and encodes 326 amino acids. The transcript has 2 exons. Gene Ontology annotation, cellular component: plasma membrane. The record is from RefSeq and is a predicted model, not a curated record. NCBI's taxonomy places the organism in Eukaryota, Fungi, Ascomycota, Sordariomycetes, Glomerellales, Glomerellaceae. Gene Ontology annotation, biological process: zinc ion import across plasma membrane. Gene Ontology annotation, molecular function: low-affinity zinc ion transmembrane transporter activity.
AUGAACCCCUUAGAGAUCUCAGCAGUAAAGCUCCUCGCUCUUCGCCAGGAUGAGGGAGCCGGAGCUGAAGAGGCCGUUAACGAGUGCGGCGCUGCCGCCGUUGACGUGAGCAACAAGCCUCUGCGCAUCGCCUCCAUCUUCAUCAUCCUCAUCGCAUCGCUUCUCGGCGGCUUCCUGCCCAUCAUCCUGGCUCGGACUACCCGGAUGCACGUUCCCAAGAUGACCUUCUUCAUCUUCAAGUAUGUCGGUACCGGUGUCAUUAUCGCAACCGCUUGGAUGCAUCUGCUGUCUCCUGGUGUCGAGGCUCUGCACAACGAGUGCUUGGCGUCCAUGCUGGGAGAUUACGACUGGGCCUUUGCCAUCGGCCUGAUGACUAGGGGUAACGGCUUCGUUGACCCCAAGAAGGUGCCCGGACUACCAGAUGAUGUCAGCUACCCGCCAGGCGGAAGAGACCACCUCGGUCACGCUCGCGACCACAAGGAGGGAGACAGCCACACUGGUCUCGCCGGUCAGCUGAUCGCCAUCUUCAUCCUCGAGUUUGGUGUCGUGUUCCACUCCAUCUUUAUCGGACUUGUCCUCGCCACCAGCGACGAGCUCGUCGUUCUUCUCAUCGUCCUUACCUUCCACCAAUUUUUCGAGGGUCUCGGUUUGGGCUCUCGCCUUGCUACUGCCACUUGGCCUGCACACGGACGCUGGUGGCCUCACAUCCUUGCGACCAUCUACGGUCUCUCGACUCCCCUGGCUAUUGCCGUGGGCAUCGCUGCCAAGCCGAACAGCGCGCAGACGCAGACUCUCGUCAACGGAAUCUUCGACUCUAUCAGCGCCGGAAUUCUGAUGUACACGGGUCUGGUCGAGUUGUUGGCCCACGAGUUCAUGUUCAACCCGCAAAUGAGAAACUCGCCGCUCAAGGUGCAGCUUUUCGCCUUCGGCUGCGUCGCUCUCGGCGCCGGCGUCAUGGCUGUCUUGGCCAACUGGGCCUAG